UCAGAGAGUUUGAGUGAUUAAGUCACAAAUUUCAAAAGAUCCGAAUCUAAUUCUCUUUUUCUAAGUUCUAAGUCUCUCUCUCUCUCUCUCUCUUUUUAACAAAACAGACCUAUAGACUUUCUCUUCAUUGGAGUACAUUGUUAUUGAAAAUCCAAAUGGCUACGGUGAAACAUGUAUCUGUACACACACGUAUCAUAUCCUUUUGCAAAGAAAUUACCCAUAAGAAACUUCACCUACGAAUAAUACUAUUGAGAGUUAAAUUUCUGUCCUAACCUGAUCUAACAAUAUUGGAGUGGCAGAUGAUAUGGUCCAAUUGACAUAAUAUUAGGCCACUGUUAUAAGUCAGCAAUGCUGGCGUGAUAUAACCAAAUAAUAUAAAAAUAAAUAAAUAAAAUGGAACUCAUUUCUUAUUAUGGAGGUGAUUAUGUAUGUAUUACAUGACUGGGUGAUUAUGAAUUUUUGUUAAACUCACUUGUAUAUUUGUUUAUUUUUUAAUUAACGGUUACAACACGUGACAUUGUUGAUAAUUUUGUCCUUAUUUUGGAAAGAUAAAUUUCUGACCCCAGUUUUUAUUGGUUAAUAAUGCAGUUGCCAACCCAGUUCUACACCGCAUUGUUAUACGCAGCAACUACAGUAGUGUUGGUGUUGCAGUGCUUAUACUACGAUCACUUUCUGCAAUGGUGGAGGUGCCGACACAUCAAAGUCAAUCUGGUUAAAGCUGAGACAACGAAACCUUUGAAACCCAAGUCAGCUGCAACACAUUCCCCUGUUGAGGUACCUCGUCGGAGGGACUUCUAUUUUAGGUCAGCAAGAUCUCUGGCUGGAAGUGAUACUCCACCAUUUCAAUCUUACAUUAAGCCCAAAAGCGGUCCUUCUGCUUUGGAGCGUGACGCUGAUUCAUCAUCUGAAGACGAACCACUUCCACCUUCUUCCUUAACCAACCCUGUCACUCAGCCUUGGAGAAUUUCACGUUCGGGGGGCUAUGGGACUUUCCUGGCUGCUACUGCUGCCAACUUUCCUCUUCCAAGCAACUCUUUGAAGGAGGUUCACAUAAAUCAAACUGGGAGGAGAUUAUUGCAGGAAGAUAAUAGCAACAUCUAUGGGCAAUCGCUGGGGUGGUUGAUGGCUGCUAUAUACAUGGGAGGGCGAGUCCCCCAGAUUUGGCUGAACAUUAAAAGAGGGAGUGUGGAGGGCUUGAACCCUCUGAUGUUCAUCUUCGCCCUUAUUGCCAAUGCCACUUACGUCGGGAGGUCUCUGUCUCUCCCAUACACACUUUGUCAAUAAUCUCUCAUUCUGUGGAUCAUAUUCUGUGGUUAAUCAAUGCAGCAUUCUGGUGAGAAGCACGGAAUGGGAGAAGAUAAAAGCUAACCUGCCAUGGCUGCUGGAUGCAAUAGUCUGCGUGUUGCUUGAUCUCUUAAUCAUCCUUCAGUUCAUCUACUACAAGUACAUUGGGCGAAAGAAGAUUCAUUACGUUGGUUAAGAUUAUGGGGACUAUCUAGAGAGAAACAAUAAGUAUUCUGCUAUGGAACUCCAUUUAAUUCAGUCUAUUUUUGUUAUGAUGAUUGAUUUCUGUGUAUGUAUAUACAUAUAGACUAAGAAUUGUCCGUGCAUACGACACACAAAAACAUGAAUAAGAUCUGAG
This is a messenger RNA of Ilex paraguariensis (yerba mate), 1642 nucleotides long. NCBI's taxonomy places the organism in Eukaryota, Viridiplantae, Streptophyta, Magnoliopsida, Aquifoliales, Aquifoliaceae. The record is from the annotation of a GenBank genome assembly.